This is a messenger RNA of Lichtheimia ornata, 2265 nucleotides long. RefSeq lists its product as uncharacterized. NCBI's taxonomy places the organism in Eukaryota, Fungi, Mucoromycota, Mucoromycetes, Mucorales, Lichtheimiaceae. The transcript has 10 exons. Gene Ontology annotation, molecular function: protein binding. The coding region runs from base 1 to 2265 and encodes 754 amino acids. The record is from RefSeq and is a predicted model, not a curated record.
AUGGCACAACUAGAAACGGUCUAUGUCACUCACAACUUUGAUGCUGAAAACGACGACGAGAUCGCUCUCAAGGCAGGCGAACCUGUCAUUGUCAUUGAAAAGGACGAGGAAUUCAAGGACGGCUGGUGGAAGGGCCGUAAUGCUCGUGGUGAGAUUGGCUUGUUUCCUAUGAACUACACAUCCACCGUUGCACCUACCUCGCUUGAAAAGACCAUUGGCUCGAUUGAAGAUGUCCUAUCAUCCAUGCAACUAUCCAAUCCCACCGAUGAAAGCCUUGGAUUUAUAUCAUCCGAUGUCACAUCCGCUAGCUUUGACAAGAGUCGUCGGAGCAGUGCCAGUGGUGCAAGUAGUUCCAACAACAACAACAACAAUCGAAGCCCCAUCACUAGAACCAACAUGUAUCGCAACCUGGAUUCUUCAUUAUCAUCCUCCCUUCUCAAAGACACUGCUCCAGAAGAUUGGUCUACCGAUCAAGUCGCUUUAUGGAUUGACAUGAUGGGAUUCAAGGACGUGGCCGAGACAUUCAAAAUGCAAGAAAUCACCGGUGAUGUGCUUUUGGAAUUGACGCCAGAAUCAUUAAAGGAACUUGAUAUCGGCACAUUCGGCAAACGGCAUAAGAUUCAUAAUGCUAUUCAAGCGCUUCGGCAGGAAACCUUGCGAGAUGAUUCUAGUGUAUCUCAACGCCAUCGACGACGUCAAUCAUUAAGAGAAUCAUCAGCAACACCGAGCAUUACCGGAUCGGGAUCACCAAAGUAUCAUGCCGCUGAUCAACAUGUGUCAGCAUUUAAUAGAACGCCUUCUGUAUCUGCACCUAUUCUACCACACCAACAACGAUCAACACCACCACCAAGAGUUGCAAGCCCUGUCCCAUUAUCACCAUCCGAUGUCCCUGUGCAGUAUACCAUAAAGUCAUCCGUUGGCAAUGCAAUGUCGAUCCCUACGAGUUUGGAUACGAAUGACACCAGGAAUGGCGAUCUGACACACGGCACUACAAGAUCGAAUGGACGCUCGAGUUUUCUCCGUGGAUCAUUUCUUGGCUCGGCAGCACAAAAACCAGGGAGCAUCUUCUCCUUGGUCAAUCGAAAUUCAGUCGAUGUAAGACGCAACACCGUGCUUGGAUCAAAGUCAGGGAGCAACAAUGAGCAGGGCAAACCUGAUAUGGAAGGAUGGCUACAUAAACAAGGUGAUAAGUAUCGCACGUGGAAUAAGCGCUGGUUUGUUCUGCAAGGCAUGAAUCUCUAUUAUUUCAAGAGUCCAAAGGAUCUACGAGUGAAGGGCAUCAUCAACUUGGAUGGAUAUCGUGUCUUGACCGAUGAGACAAUCCACUCGGGCAAAUACUGCUUCAAGUUACAACAUGAUCGAGAAAGGACGUUUUAUUUCUACACGGAUUCGGAAAAGGUGAUGAAAAGCUGGCUACGUGGAUUGAUCAAGGUCACCAUUUCUCGCAACUACAAUACACCUGUUUUAUCAUCCAACACGAUUCCAACAGUAUCACUUGAUGCAGCACGCCGAUUGAAACCACGACCUCCAUCGAUGGUGAUGCAAUCCAAGGAUGAUUUUGAUUACAUGUCACGAUCGGAUAAUCGACCCUUUUCUUUGACAAAUUACGAAGGUGGUGGAUCAUUAUCACAUCAACCCUCGUUGCGAGCUUCACGAUCCGAAUCCAUGGCACCUUCCUUACGUGAACAAGCACGAUCCCCAUGGCGAGAUCCAGUAUCACGGCAACCCAGUCUUAGUAGAAGUGCCAGCAUUGGAUCAUCAUCAGGCGGCCGAUUUCAUUCUCAACGCAGCAACACUCAACCCCCUUCGCAUACAGUAUACGCUGUUCCUGAAGAAGAUGAGGAUACGAUUGAUCCCAUUUGUGAUUUUACACGCAAAAAUGGUACCUUGUGGAGCAGCACGGAGGAUGAUGAUGGCAUUGAUUACGUAAAGUGGGUGAACCAGCAUUUGGAACGACCCAUUCAACGUAUUGCACAACUACAAACAGGGGAUCUUCUUGUGGAACUACUUGAAAGGAUCAGCGGCAAAUCAGUACGUCGUCCUCCACCUUCUGGAUCUGCUAGCAUGCAAACAUUGGAUACCAUUGUGGCAGCUUUCCGGUUUAUGGGUCGUGAAGGGAUCCGUAUCGAUGGAAGCUUCACUAUCAAAGAUGUUUAUGGUGGCAAUGAAAGUAAAAUCCAAAUCAUGCUUGAUUCCAUUAGAGAUUGGGCUGCAGCAGAAGACCAUCGAAUCACUGACGACGCGGCAACUCAUUUGUCAUUCUAG